This is a messenger RNA of Salmo salar (Atlantic salmon), 2627 nucleotides long. Its product is annotated as GATOR1 complex protein NPRL3. The record is from RefSeq and is a predicted model, not a curated record. Gene Ontology annotation, biological process: positive regulation of autophagy; TORC1 signaling; cellular response to amino acid starvation. Lineage: Eukaryota; Metazoa; Chordata; Actinopteri; Salmoniformes; Salmonidae. Gene Ontology annotation, cellular component: GATOR1 complex.
GAAAAAUAACAGUGAUGAUAUUAACUGGUAAAAUGCGAGAUUUACAACAGGGUAUUUGUUUCAGAAUCGACCGAUAAUCUCACAUAGUCACUGUAAUCUCACACCCCACUAGCGGAACUAUUUUUACGCUCUACAUCACAUAUCAGUGUAACACACAACAUUGGCAGGCAGCGCUGAGCUGGAGGAGAGAAACAACAACACAUCUAGCAGAUAAUGGAAUUAUAUAAGUAUUAAAAUAUAUUGUCACCAGUAUAUUACCGAGUGUUGUUAAGUAGUUAAUAAAUGUAGCUAAUGGUGCUGCGAUAGCUAACAUUAACCCUCAACAUUUCUUAGCUAGCACAAGCUAGUUAGCUCGGAGCUAGCAUACGAGCUAGCUAUAUUUAAUAAUUGUUGGAAAGUCUGGCAAGUGGUAGCUAGGUUUCUUAUAACCAUGUAACUAGCUACUGUAAUGUUAAAUAUCAAUUGACAAACAAUUUGCUUACUCGACGUUAAAAUAUGUACAUUCAUUCAUCUUCAUUUGAUUUACAAGGCGAGCGAAAAUCUAUGUAUAAACAGUCUGAAAAUAGCUUCUUCAAAUGUGGUGAAAAGACAAGCCCUAUCAGUGUAAUUUUGGUUACUUCGGGUAGCCGAGGGAACAAAUUGCUCUUUAGGUACCCAUUUCAACGGGUUGCAGAUUGCACAUCUUCACUCACGACAAAACAGCGAAGUCCAUAUGCAUUGAACACUACAGGAGAUGUUCUUGAAGACCCAGAUGGAGAUUCUAGAGAACAAACUCCACUAACUGAUGAACAGUUGGUAGCAGGGUUCUCUGACAUCAUCCUCGCCACUAUCUUGGCCACCAAGUCUGAUAUGUGUGGGAAGAAGUUUGAGCUGAAGAUAGACAAUGUGCGUUUCGUUGGGCACCCCACCCUCCUCCAGCAUCCUCACACCAUUCAGGUGUCUAAGACAGACCCCUCACCUAAGAGGGAGAUGCCCACCAUGAUCCUGUUCAGUGUUGUGUUUGCUCUGAGGGCCAACGCCGACCCGUCAGUCAUCAGCUGCAUGCACAACCUGUCCCGGCGCAUCGCCAUCGCCCUGCAGCACGAGGAGCGCCGCUGCCAGUAUCUCACCAGAGAGGCCAAGCUGAUGCUGGCUGUGCAGGACGAGGUCACCAACAUGACCGAGACUGAUGGCAGCCCUCAGUCACCGUUCAGACAAAUCCUUCCUAAAUGCAAACUUGCCAGGGACUUGAAGGAGGCAUAUGACAGCCUGUGUACAACAGGGGUGGUGAGGCUCCAUAUCAACAACUGGCUGGAGGUGAGCUUCUGUUUACCUCACAAGAUCCACCGGGUAGGGAGCAACCACGUACCCCCAGAGGCUCUGGAGCGUAGCCUCAAGGCCAUAAGGCCGUAUCAUGCUCUGCUGUUGCUGGACAGUGAGAAGGCUCUGCUGGCCCAGCUGCCUUUGGACUGCUCUCCUGCUCUGGUGCGCCUCAUUAAGACCUGCUCUGCAGUCAAGAACCUGCAGCAGCUGGCACAGGAUGCAGACCUGAACCUGCUACAGAUCUUCCAGAUUGCUGCUCACCUGGUGUACUGGGGAAAAGCCAUCAUAGUGUACCCUCUGUGUGAGAACAAUGUCUACAUGCUGUCCCCACACGCCAACAUCAGCCUGUACUCUCCAUUGGCUGAGGGGUUUGGCCAGCAGUUCCCAGGUCAUGACCUGCCUUCCAUGCUGGCCAAGUUCUCCCUGCCCCUCUCACUGUCUGAGUUUAGGAACCCACUGGAUGCGUCUGUGCAGGAGGCCCAGCUGAUCCAGAUGGUGGUGUGGAUGCUCCAGCGGCGCCUGCUGAUCCAGCUCCAUACCUAUGUGUGUCUGCUGGUGCCCCCCAGUGAGGAGGAGCCAGGUCUGCUGCGGGACGAGGAGCUCCCCCUGGUGGCCCGGGUGGGGGGUCGCAGCCUCAGCACACCCAGCGCACUCAGCUUCGGAUCCCCAACCAGCAGUGAUGACAUGACCCUGACCAGUCCCAGUAUGGAUAACUCCAGUGCAGAACUGCUUCCUGGUGGAGACUCUCCGCUAAACAGGAGGAUGACCGAGACGUUACUGGCCAGCCUGACAGAGCACGAGCGCCAGGUCAUCCUUAAUAUCCCGGCUGCACAAAGUCCUGAAGACCUGCGCAUGUUUGCCAGGCUGCUGCACUACUUCCGAGGGCACCAUCACCUGGAGGAGAUCAUGUAUAACGAAAACAUGAGGCGCUCUCAGCUGAAGACCCUCUUUGACAAAUUCAGAAGUGUUCUGGUGGUCACCAACCAUGAGGACCCUGUCAUCUCCCUCUUCCAGUCUCCUCUGGAGUAGAGAGGGUAGAGAGGUCUGUCAUGAGGUGAAGGACCCUUUCUGAAAUACCAGAUGGACAGAAUGCUGCUGUACAAAGGCCUUAUUAUGGCGCUUGCUGCUUUCAGCCAACUGUACUCAUCAAUGCACCCCCCAAAAAAUAAGAUUUCUAAAAGAAUAACUGUCUGCCCCUGCUUGGGGGACUGUGAGUGCAUGUAUAUAGCUUUUAGAUGCUUUAAUUUGUCCCUUUCUCUCAGAUGUCUUACGUUCAAUGCCUUGUUUUCAAUACUACAUUAUUGAAUAAACAGUGUGUGAAGAGC